Messenger RNA from Portunus trituberculatus (swimming crab), 5608 nucleotides. Its product is annotated as cilia- and flagella-associated protein 52-like. The transcript is spliced from 13 exons. Bases 582 to 2741 code for a protein of 719 amino acids. Gene Ontology annotation, molecular function: protein binding. Gene Ontology annotation, biological process: cilium assembly. The record is from RefSeq and is a predicted model, not a curated record. NCBI's taxonomy places the organism in Eukaryota, Metazoa, Arthropoda, Malacostraca, Decapoda, Portunidae.
CACACAAAGCGCUGCCGGUCUUUUGGGGGAGUAUUAAAUCGUGUGUUGGGUGUACCAAGGUGUGUUCUCUAUUCAAAGCACUGUUCUGGAGUGUAUCAGGGUGUGGUGUAAAAUUGUACCUUUAAUUCUCUGUCAAGACACUGCUUUUAAGGGUGUCAGAGUGAGUUUUGGGUGUACCGAAGUGUGUUGUCUACCUAAAGUGCUGGUUCUGGGGUGUAUCAGGGUGUGUUUUGGGAUGUACAUAUAAUUCUCUGUCUAGACAUUGUUUUUUUUUUUUUUUGGAGUGUCAGGCUGUUUUGGGAGUAUUCUGUACCCAAACGCUAUUUCUUGUGAUGUAUCAGGGAGUGCUUUGUUAAGAGUGAGUCAGUCCUAUAAUAAGGAAUAAAGUACUCAUCGCCUAAACUCGAAAAAAAAAAGGAAAAGGAUUAAAUAAAAGUGUCAGUCCACUUGAAAAGAAAGAUGAGGCAAGAGAAACAAUAAACAAUACAGUACAGUGUCUGCCGCUCAAAACUCCAGAUGCUGUGAAGGAGAAGACAAGACAAGCCAAGCCAGGAGCAGAGCUGAGCGAGUCCCGGCCCACCAUGAAACCAAACAAGAAGAUAAAGGACCUGCAGCUUCUCUCCACUAUUGGAUUCACCGGUAAGGUAGUGGACGGGCUGCACCUUCAGAAAGACUCCAGCUUAGUUUAUCCCCUGGGUGUGGGUGUGGGCGUGUGGGACAGAGCAGGGAGCCGCCACGCCAUCCUGCACGGCCACACACGCCCAGUCGUCGCCCUCGCUGUCUCCCGCUCCGGUAAAUUGAUCGUGUCAGCGCAGGACGGUGACCCAGGAUGCCAGGCGCGGGUGGUGGUAUGGCGGUACGAGGAGCGGCAGGAGUGUGGCAGUCACGAGGUGCACAGAGAAGAGGUGGCGGCUGUCGGGGUGUCAGCGGGGGAGGAGUACGUGGCCAGCCUUGGGGGACUCUCCGAUGGAUUCCUUGUCCUGUGGCAUAUCCCGACCACGACCCCCAUUUGCAGUGUUCAGGCGGCCGAGCCAGGGAUGGGUGUGGCCUCACUCUUGUGCAUGGCCCCACACACGCCCACACUCAUCCUAGUGGGGGGACAACGCAUCCUAAGGGCGUGGUCACUUAAUCCCGCCACGAACAGACUCACACCCACGUCCAUCUCCCUCGGUCUCACGGAGAGGAACUACACCUGCAUGAGAGUGGAUGAGGCUGAGGAGUUCCUAUUCGCGGCCACCACCACCGGGGACGUGGUCAAGGUGCGGCUCAACAAGCCCCCCGCGCCAGGCUGCCACCCGUCUCCCGUGCUGGUGUCUGUGAUGGCACCCCGACCCGCGCCCUCGCCCGGCGGUCCCAGGCUCACGCGCGCCCCCACACCUGGUCUGCAGGCCAUGGCGGUGCUGCCCAACGGUGACCUGCUGGUGGGUGACGUGGGCGGCUACGUGCGGGCGUACCGACAACUGCAAGAUGUAACAGAGGAAGGGAGGCCAGCGUGCCCCGCGCCACCACGCGCCCAUGGCACUGUUAAAUACACGCACCCGAAGGACCCCACCAGGCCCCUCCUCCAGCAGGUGUGGGCGGUGGAGGUGGGCGCGGCGGUGACCUCCCUCAGUGUGGCGGGGGAGGAGGUGGUGCUGGGGACGGUCUCCUCGGAUAUCUACCAACUCAAGCUAUUCUUUCAACACCAAGAUUUCAACCAAAGCAGGUCCAACAAGACGAGAGUAGAGUUUCAAGGUCAGAUGAGAAACCCAAAAGAGAAAAGAGGUACUCGAGAGAGAAAUGUGUCGCAGCGAAAGCAUUCCAACUCCACACACGCUCUUCACAAGACCCUCAAGUUGGACUCCGUGACACCUGAGCUACAUCUGCUGUCAACCUGCCACUCUGAACCUAUCAAUGACGUCACAUUUCCAAGGGACGUUGACCAGCUGGUGGUGUGUGGCGGCAUGGGUGGCGUGAGGGUGUGGAACGUGGCUUCCCUGCAGGAGUUACUGAGGGUGGAGCUGACGGGAAUCGUGUGUUACUGCUGCUGUGUGUCUCCCUCUCUGCACACCAUCAUCACAGGGUGGAGUGACGGGCGACUACGUGGGCUGGGGGCUGAGAGCGGGCGUGUGGUGUGGGUAAUGGAUGACGCGCACCACGCGGGCGUCAACACAGUCUGCGUGCUGAAGAGUGGGAAGCUUGUGUCUGGAGGCCGCGAUGGACGGGUGCGAGUGUGGGCAGUGGAUGGGAGGAGAGUCCUCAUGGAGGCCUCACAGAAGGAGCACCGAGGGGAAGUGACUCACCUCGCCCUGGCGCCCACGGAGACUCGGGUCCUGUCAUGCAGCGGUGAUGGUUCCUGCAUCCUUUGGAGUCUGCCGGAGCUGGAGCGUGUGUACCGCCUCACAGCCCACACGGUGUUCCUGGGCGGACAGGUGCUGGGUAGUGGCGAGGUGGUAACUGUAGGCAGUGAUGGGUCAGUGAUGGUGUGGGACAGACAUGAUGGGGUGUUGCUAGCAGACCUCCCAGCUUCCAACAGGCCCAUCACCACCAUCACUGCCUCCAAGGAUGAUGCCACCUUGGUCACAGCAGGCGAGGACGCGACCAUCAGGGUCUGGAACUGGAGCAAGGGUCGGGUCACACAUGAAGGUCAUGGCCACAGUGGGUCGGUGGCCAAGGUGGACCUCUCGUCAGACGGCAAGGUCCUUGCCUCGGUGGGAGAGGAUGGAGGAAUAUUCUUCUGGAAGAUGCCAGAGAGAAGAUGAACCAGUGUGACCUUAACUGGUGUCACACUGGUGCUCUUGUCCUUCCCUGUCCUCUACAACACACAUAUCUCUACUGCAAAGCACACUAUUCUCUAUGCUGGCUAUGUUUUAUAAUCUAUGCACUGACUUAUGUGACUUGCAUCUUACACAUGCAUCAACUAAUGAGGAUGAAGCUGUGUGUGCAAGGAGCAUUCAGUGCUUUAAUGAUAUCUACAAGUAUGAUGAUUUAAUUUCAAAAGAUGAGAUACUAUAUACCUGACUCAGUCCUGUAAAAAAUACAUGUAAGAACAAUUAGUUAGGUAAGAACAACCACACCUCUCUGGGACUGCUUCACUGUUUAUCUUUACUACACUGAGCACUGUUGCUGUGUCCUGUGCAUGAGCUCAUGGCUCUUUCACUAAUACUUUUGUACAUUUUCAGAAUAAAAAUUAAAGAAUGGGAAAAAAAUGUGAAGUUUUAUUUAGCAAGAAUCCCACAUCAAAGUACAAGUCUGAAUGGAGUAAACUUUAGGGAAAAGCCACAUUAGGUACUGAAGCAAACUUCCGAUGGAAUCUUUAAUACAGACAUAACUUUGUAUAUAUGUAGUAUGUAUAUCCUGUAAUCAGCAUGUAGAUACAGAGUAAAAGUGUGACAGGCCAUACACUACAGAACCUCCCUUCACUGUCACAAUGGUCAGCAGUCACACGCCACGACCAAGAUACACACGGCUUGACACAGACUCACCAGCACACAGCACAGGCAACACACUCACACAGCAUUUCACACAGAGGUUCAGCACAACACCUGUAAGGGACAUGCUGCAUUUGUGGUGUAAUACUGACACCACCAGCUGUGUCCAGUGGCUGUGGCUAUGUCCUUGGCAGUAUCAUACAAGUUAAGAGCUUGGUUGAGAGUGAAGGCAGUUGUGGAUAAAAAGUUAAGAAUGUGACUGGAAACAAUGCACUGGUUAACAAGUUGGAGAGUUGUCUGCCACACACCAAGACAAUGCUAUCCCACACUUGACACAUGAGUGAGCAUUGAACUCAGUUGGGGAUCAGAACAAGACUGGACACUAUAAUCUACCCAUGAGAAAACCACCCACCAUUCACCAUCACAAGUGAAGAACAUAGACAAAAUUUGAUCAAGAGCUUACAAGAAUGAAAGCUACAUGUUCUUAUUAACACUACCCUUCAGUCAUCAUUAUCAUCACCAGGUGUCCAGUACAAAGCUACAAAGUUAUUACCCAAGGAAAACACGCCUGGGAGGUUUUAGUCGCAUAGAUCAGGAACAUGAAACUGGAAAUCACCACAAACCAUCUAAACAUUGAGAGUGUACAGACCCUCUCAAUAUUCUCUAUGCCGAACUAUAGUAAUUCUACCUCUACAUCACAUUCCCGUAACCUCAUUACCUGCAUGAGGGAAAUACUUAUAGUCUGUUUAAGGAAAACAUUACAAAAUAGAGAAUUUCAAAACAAACAUGACAUAUAUAGCUUACAUACGUAUUACAAUUAUAGUUACACAUAAAUACAGAUUCUUAAAUUUCUGAAUAUAAAACAAUAGAAAUUUGAAAAGUAUUGAAUCGUGUCAUUUGAUAUACUCAUACCGAGCCAAUGCACUCAAUAGUAGCAAAGUGUUAAGAGUAAUGUUAUGUGGAAAUUUUUUUAUUUUGAGAGGAAGGAAUGUGAUGUAUGUGAAGAACUUAGGAAAGAAGACCAGUGAAAGAUAUAGGAUUUGUUCAUUUUGAUAUAUCUGCUACACUGAGAAUCAAAUAGUGUUAGUGUAAGAAUAAAAAGGAAUAAGCAUUGAAGGAAAAGACAACUCCUGCACAAAAAACUACAAAAGAAAAGUUAGAGGAAAUAAUAUGGCGAGAAAUGAACAGUUUGUGUCAUCAUAUCUGUAGUAAAGAUGGAAUCAGCACAACACUUGCACAUCAACAAACUUCCAGAUAUGAAGAAAAUCCAAGAAAAGACAAAGUUAGAGCAACCAAUUGUAACUUAACUCAUUAAAUUUCUUACAUUAGUACAAAGAAUCCUGAGCUCACACUGAACACACACACACACACACACACACACACACACACACACACACACACACACACAUUUAAAUGCCACUCUGAAUACAGCCACUCAUUCCAUCAUGUAGAUAAAUAAGAAAUUCUAACUAUCAAACACUAAUAUCUAAUAAAAGCCAAACCUUGAACACACCAGCAAACUGAAUCACAUGAGUGGUUGGUUCAUCUUCUCAAACACUUUAUUCUCUCUCUCUUAAGGAGUUGUCAAAGGCCACUGAGAUUAUCUAGCUUCCUGUGGGUGUUUCUCUACUAAUGGUCCAAUGUUCCCAUCAAACAACUUCUUUAGAAUCCCCAAAAAUUAAUGGUCAUUCAUAUAUGCAUCAUUUGAAAUCAAAGUACUGUAGUUAUUGAUUGAAAAAUGUAAUUAAAUCAAUGUGUUGAUAACUAAGAAAAGAUAAUUACAUUAAAGUUUUCACUCAUCUUCACACAUCUACUGGUAUUUCCCUUCCAUGUGAUACUUAUUGUGAGGUUCUCCCACAAUACAUGUACCAAAUACUACAUCAUAUUGCAAAGCAUUCUCAACCAAAGACACUUGAUCAAAUGACGCACAGUGUUUCCUGUAGAACCUUGAAGAGAGGGAGGCUGAUUUCAACUCUCAUUUCUUUGUGAUCAUGAAGACUAAACUAAUUCAAGACAGAAAAAACACACAAAAAAAAACAGAUGAUAAAUAACACACAGGAUGUACAUAACAAAGAAUUCACUGGACAACAUAUUGCUCUUUAUUACACAUCUGGUUUCUUCACUCUUGUCACUACACACUCACACACACACACACACACACACACACACACACACACACACACACACACAUACACACA